Messenger RNA from Oncorhynchus keta (chum salmon), 3045 nucleotides. Its product is annotated as protein phosphatase 1 regulatory subunit 3C-B-like. Gene Ontology annotation, molecular function: protein phosphatase 1 binding; glycogen binding. The transcript has 2 exons. Gene Ontology annotation, cellular component: protein phosphatase type 1 complex. The coding region runs from base 336 to 1298 and encodes 320 amino acids. Gene Ontology annotation, biological process: regulation of glycogen biosynthetic process. The record is from RefSeq and is a predicted model, not a curated record. NCBI's taxonomy places the organism in Eukaryota, Metazoa, Chordata, Actinopteri, Salmoniformes, Salmonidae.
UUUCAGCACGUCUGGUAGGACGGUAGACACGCAACGCUGAGCUGGUCGCUGAUUGCUCGAGCGCUCGGCGUUUGGCUUUACCAUUGGCUAUCAUCCGGGGUUAAUUUGAAGCAGUAUGCGAAUCGUCUGGAUGUACAGAUGGAGACCGGAGAGCGCCUAAGCCAUUGUCAGUACAGCUGGACUGCAGAGGUGAAGUGGGCGUGCCACGCAGCAUUCAGGAUCCUCAACCUUCAUUGGAAUGGCAAAAUAAACAAUAACACAAUUCUGUUCUUAUGAAGUUAGUCCGUUUAUUCAUCAGCAACAUUUAAGGGUUUUGGCUGUUUCAACGCAUUCCAAUGAAUUGCACAAGGGUCCUACACAUGUUGGACACCAGGCCGAUGCCAGGUCCCAUCAUGCCAGUAGAUGUAGCCAUGAGGAUCUGCCUGGCAAGCUCUCCACCCCUCCGCAGCUUCUUCAGCACGUACGAGGACUGCCGAUCGCGAAACCUGGCCAACUGCUACAAACCACUGAGGCCGUGCAUCAGCUCCAAGCAGGAGGCAGAGGCCUCCAGCCUGGGAUGGAAGAGUCCCAAGGCCAGCGGGAAGAAGCGGGUGGUCUUUGCCGAUUCAAAAGGCAUGUCCUUAACGGCCAUCCACGUCUUCAAGGAGUUUGAGGAGGACCCACUGUCUGACCUGCAAUUUGACCUGUCGGACCUGGCCAAUGCCACCACCGGCCUGAAGGUCUCCAUAGAGAAAAGUUUUACUCUGGACUUCCCUCAGCCUGCUGCAGAUUAUCUUGACUUCAGGAACCGGCUUAAGAAGAACCAAGUGUGUCUGGAGAACUGCACGCUCCAGGAACGGUCACUCACUGGCACUGUGAAAGUGAGGAAUGUAAGCUUUGAGAAACUGGUUUCCAUACGGAUAACGUUUGACUCAUGGGAAACACACACGGACGUUGCAUGUACGUACCUGAACAAUGUGUACGGUUGUUUGGACACGGACACCUUCGCUUUCACCGUCGACCUGCCAAGUUCUGUGCCCUCACAGGAGCGUGUAGAGUUCUGCAUAUGCUUCACUACCCAGGAUCAGACGUACUGGGACAACAACGAUGAGAAGAACUACAAGUUGCUCCACAACGACACAGACGCUGACCAGACCAGCAAUCCCAUCAUCCAGACCACCGCACCAGUUGAGUUCCAGAGAGACGGCAAGACGCCGGAGAUGGAGUUUGACCAGUUCGGGAGCCCGAGAACGUCCAGUGGAUUCUUCCCUGAAUGGCAGAGCCGGGGACGCAUAGAGACCACAGCCCCAUACUGGUGAAGCAACAACAGGGCCUUUAUGAGAAAUCCACAAGAUGCUCUCAUAACAUCAAUUCCAUUUGAGCGAUAGCAGAACAUUUAACUGUGUGUUCAUAUGAGAGUGCCGGCUGACCCCCCUCAACAAUGAAGAUAUAACCACAAUCUGAACCGUUAAGAUGACUCGCGCGUCAACAGUUGUGGUCAUUGUGGGGCCCUAAGAAUGGACAUCUUUGUUUUUAUCACUGCAGUGGAAAGGUUCAGAAUGUGCUGUCUCUUCAUGUUUUGUGGGUAUAUGUGAAGAAACAGAAAUCUAUAAACAACCAUUUGAUCCUGUUGUUGUCAUCCAGUUAACCACCUAAUCAUUGUGUACCUGUACACAACAUAAAGCAUUGUGGUAAUAUGCCAUCAUAGCCACACAAAUAUUAUGAUUUAAAUAGCCUAGAAUGAAUUACAAAUUGCAAAGGGCAUUAAAGGCUCAGAUUUAAUAGUGUACUCAAUUUAUGCAGUGAACUAAAGCAUUUUAUAGAUUUGGAAAUGUGUUACAUUAUGAUUUGUCGUAACAUAGAUGCCUUCCUCUGUGAUCUUACUUUGAUUGUCCGAUAAGCAGUUUGUAAUACAAUGGCGUUACUUCACCACCUGUAUACACAGUGAGUAAAGCUGUUUGUAAUACAAUGGCGUUACUUCACCACCUGUAUACACAGUGAGUAAAGCUGUUUGUAAUACAAUGGCGUUACUUCACCACCUGUAUACACAGUGAGUAAAGCUGUUUUCAAAAACAGAAAGACCACUCCAAAUUUGGGAGCCUGCACUUUAAUUCAUAUUUUUAGCAUUUAGGUUUAGCAUUUUGUACAUGGAGUGCUGUUUUGGUGAGUUUACAGUAUAUCAACAUAAUUAGCUUUACUUGCCCUGUAAUAGCUGGAACUAUUCCUUGGUGUUAGAUGUACGGCAAGCCACCAGAAUAUCAGUACAAUGUAAGUAAGUCACCCGAAUGUUGCCAGACAUUGUUGCCAGAGCACACGACUUUGCACUGACCGAAAUAUGGUAUGCCUUUAACAUGUGAAAGAAUAAGAAGUUGAAAGUGGAAUCAUUUGGUACAACAUAAAGUACUUCAUAUUGAAGUUGUCUAAAAUGCCAUGGUACCAUUUGAUUGAAGACUUUCAGGUGAAAAAAAUGAAAAGCAAUACAGGUAAAUAUGCAUGACGAUACCCCAGCAUAUUAUCAAUUAGGUGUAGGCCUAAAAUGGAGCACCUCCCUUUUUUCACUUAGCAUUUUUCCUACCUCCAUGGUAUUUGUGAAAAUCCUUCACAUGCAAACACAUUCAAUGUGCUCUUCCUAACCUGCUCUUCAAAAUGUUUGCUGCUACUGUACGAAUGUGCUGUUCUAUCUUCAAUGUGUUUCGUGGACCCAUGCUAUGUGAAUUGUCUCCUAUGGGUAAAAAAAAGGGGGAAGAGAGUGAGGGGCAGUGGGGAUGUUAUUUAAGGAAUGUAUGAGUAAGUAAGGGAAGUGCUUAAAAGGGAAAUGAAUGGAAAAUAGGUCCGUGUUCGAGGGCUAUGCUUGGGACUGAGGCUUCAGUGUUUACCAGACAGUGGUGAACACGGUUAGCUACUUUGUUUCUAAAAUGGAAAUAUGGCCAAAUGUAAACACAAGCCGCGCUGUCUAACCACCAGCAUGUUUUUUUCUACUGCAAGGAAAGGUCUCUGUGUGUGAGAAAUGGUUUACUGUUUUCUGUGUUCCCUUUAGAAAUAAAAACAAAUCUAAUGUUUAUAGGG